This is a messenger RNA of Mugil cephalus (flathead mullet), 1664 nucleotides long. It is a transcript of the gene ap1s3a, whose product is annotated as adaptor related protein complex 1 subunit sigma 3a. Gene Ontology annotation, biological process: intracellular protein transport; vesicle-mediated transport. Gene Ontology annotation, molecular function: clathrin-cargo adaptor activity. Gene Ontology annotation, cellular component: intracellular membrane-bounded organelle; membrane coat; AP-1 adaptor complex. NCBI's taxonomy places the organism in Eukaryota, Metazoa, Chordata, Actinopteri, Mugiliformes, Mugilidae. Bases 634 to 1113 code for a protein of 159 amino acids. The record is from RefSeq and is a predicted model, not a curated record. The transcript has 5 exons.
ACAGUACUUUGUUCAAAGAUUGAAUGCACUUAGUUUUUUUUUAGAAGCCAUGGGGGUGAGUUUACUUUUUAGCUUCACUGCAAAUCAGGGAAAGACUUCCUUGAUCAAAGGUCAUGAAUUUGAAUUUGGUAUUUUCUAAAUGCACACAUGCACAAGACAUAACACACAGGAGGAAACGAAAAACGAUUUAGCUCCUUUAUAUUAAGAUAGCUAAGCUGUGGCUGGAAGAAAAACUGCCGUGAAGCCACAGUGGUAGACAGGCGAAGGAAUGCAAAUCUGUGAUGGUGGAUCAGCUUAUUUGACUUGUAUGUAAACACAAUAUAUUCAUAUUAGCAAAAUCCUUGCGUCCUGGUGUAAAGUAAAGCCCUUGAUCCCGAGCGACUGUUGCGCUCCUGGAUACUCCAAAUGCUCAGACUGAUCUCGUUUAGGACGGAAGCAGCGCUGCUUGCAGCUACACCCCAGGGCAAAGAGCUCUCUUUAAUUGCCCUUGCACAACACAGACGUAGCAUUUAGUGUGUUACAACAUUCAAAGGUGAUUUUGGUGGGUUGCGUUUCCCCGGCGAUCACAUUUGUAGUUGUGAAAUCUAAUAGGAGGUUUUACUUUACUUUUUACUCUACACUGUGUGGACAUGCAUGUGUCUCAGAGAGCAGAUACGCUUCCUGCUGCUGUUCAGUCGGCAGGGGAAGCUGCGUCUGCAGAAGUGGUUCACGCCAUUUACGGACCGGGAGAAGAAGAAGGUGAUCCGGGACAUGAUGGCGAUGGUGCUGGCUCGCACGCCGCGCUCCUGCAACUUCCUCCAGUGGAGGGACCUGAAGAUCGUGUACAAGAGGUACGCCAGCCUGUAUUUCUGCACUGGCCUGGAUGACCAGGAUAAUGAGCUGCUGGUCCUGGAAGUGCUGCACAGAUACGUCGAGCUGCUGGAUAAAUACUUCGGAAACGUUUGUGAGUUGGACAUCAUUUUCAACUUUGAGAAGGCCUACUUCAUCCUGGAUGAGUUCCUGAUGGGAGGAGAGGUCUUAGAAACUUCCAAAGCUUCUGUCGCUGUGGCUUUGGAAGAGGCUGACACACUGCAAGAGACAAUGGAAGAAUACUUAAACAAACCUGCCUACUGAGCCAAGUGAAGACGAGGAUGUUUCAAGACGAAGGCUGAAGGUUUAUCACUGCAAUUGUUUCUUUUAGUGCCUAAUGAUGACACAUUUGACAUGGUCAGUGAUACGGCUGUAGUGUCAUUAACUUUUAAGAAUUGUAAUUAAAUGUCAAGUGACUUUUUAAGGCUCGCAUUUAUGCAGUGUUGUAUAAGAGGUGACAAAACUGAGAAGAGGCUGUAUUUUUCCAACUGGGUAACCCCUAGUGCACAGGAAAUCUUGGCUCAAGAUAUUUAUUUUUAAAAGGAAGCUUUGUGACGGUGAAAAGAAGAAACACGACACAGUAAGGAAAAACUAAAGUCAAUGCUUUAUUUACCUCAGGUAUGUCACAUAUGACCACAUUUAAGAAAGAAUUACCAAAAAACACAAGUGAAUCUAAGGGAUCCAACACUGAUUUAGGUUGUGUGUGUUUGUUUGUGUAUGUGUCUGUGCAUUGAAAUGUAAAGCUGGUGAGACACGUUUACUGGUUGUUAAGUGUGGUUCAGCAACCAAUUCAUAUUAAAAAAACAUCAAAUGAG